AUGAAACGGGUUGUGGCUUGUUUUGACGAAAAAGAUCCAUCCACGGGACGACGUAAAAGAAAUUGGUGCACAAUAAAACACAUGUUUCGAAGAGUUCCAAAUCCUCUAUGUAUUUCACGUUUUCGAAAAUAUGUCGAUAACGGUGGCACGCAACGACAAAAACUUGAUGAUGUUGAUAUUUUUGUUUACGAUAUGUUCGAAAAUGCAAGACAGCAAUUUCUAUGUGUGUAUGAUAUUGAUUUGAGGAGAUGGGCUCUGAAGAAAGCUCGUGAAUUGAAUUUGGAAGCUUUUGAAGCUUCUAGUAAAUGGUUGUUAAAUUUUAAACAUUUACAUAGAAUUUCAAGUAGGCGAAUAACACAAUUAGUUACAAGAAAACACAUUGAAAGUCAAGAAGAAAUCGAUGAAUCAGCUAAAAGAUUUGUUUUUGAAACCAACAAGUUAAUUGAAAAUACAAUCCAGAAGGAGUACUCAAUAGUGAUCAAGUUGAAUUAA
Molecule: messenger RNA, 492 nt
Organism: Rotaria sp. Silwood2
Lineage: Eukaryota; Metazoa; Rotifera; Eurotatoria; Philodinida; Philodinidae
Source: the annotation of a GenBank genome assembly